Messenger RNA from Limulus polyphemus (Atlantic horseshoe crab), 539 nucleotides. RefSeq lists its product as uncharacterized. The coding region runs from base 90 to 470 and encodes 126 amino acids. The transcript has 3 exons. The record is from RefSeq and is a predicted model, not a curated record. NCBI's taxonomy places the organism in Eukaryota, Metazoa, Arthropoda, Merostomata, Xiphosura, Limulidae.
AGAUUAUAACUGACAACAAUAUUGAAAUACUGCGGAAGUAUAUUGGAAAUAUAGACACGAAAAAUGAGGUUCUACUUGGUCUAAAAGAAAUGACGAAAAAGGUAUCAAAUGAGGAUAUUAAAGUAGUUCUUGAUAAAAUUUUAAAUUUUAUCGGACUUAGUCCGAAGGACCUUAAUGACGCAUGGCACAAACUCCGAAAUUACUUAAACCAACUGAAUCCCAAGGUUAAGGAAAGUUUCUUGGUCCUCACAGAUUGGAUGAAAAAUGCCUGGACAGAUGGACUAAAAGCAAUCCAAGAUAAAUUUCUCUCGAUCAAAUCAAAAUUGAGCGAGUAUGUCGUGGAAGCCAAAGAAAAUAGUGUGGAACUUGGUCGCGAGAUUUUGGCAUAUUUCCAGCCUUACAAGGAAGAAAUUGGAAAUGUUUGGGAACAGCUUAAAAUUUUACUGAAAGAGAUAAUUGGGCAUGAAUAAAUUAUUUUUCUUAUUUAUUUUUCUGACAGCAGGAAAUAAAAUAAUGGAACAUGUUGAAGAAACUGCAAA